UUGGUGCCCAGCGGGCGGCCGCGGCUUCUACUGCGCAGUACCCAUUGCACAUGCACGAGUAGCGCUGCACUUCAUGAAUGGUCCUGUAGUCUUCUGGACCUGUCACGUGCCACAAAAGACUACAGGGAGGGAGGGAGGGAGGACACCUUCCGUUUCUGAUCGCCUAGGCGAUUGGACCGGAAGUGGGAGCGGGUACCUGUCAAAUUUGAGUACCCACUAGCCCCCGCCCCAAUCCCAAGGUGCCAAUCCUUAAUGGGGAGCAGGAGAGCAGUCCUUAAAGCGAAACUUCCCCUUUUGGGUGGAGCUCCGC
Staurois parvus is the source of this 310-nucleotide messenger RNA. Lineage: Eukaryota; Metazoa; Chordata; Amphibia; Anura; Ranidae. The record is from the annotation of a GenBank genome assembly.